AUGGGCGAAGAGGAAAUCUGUCUUCCACAGAAUCAUCCACUACGACAAUAUCUUGAGGAUAUUGGGAUUUCUGAUACUGUUUCACCCGAAGUAUCUAAAAAGCCUAAUGGAUUGUUGUCAACGUUAUGGUUGUCUUCUCAGCUACCAUUAUUUUUAGAAUGGAUAAAAUACUUGAAUUUCUCCUUUUCAUUACAGUUUAACUCACCAUUUACUAGGUUACUUUGGUUCAGAAAUAUUAACCUAAUACGCAACAGUGAUUUAAUAACUGCAGCGAACAUACUUCCAUUUGAGUAUUUAUAUUGUACACGAGUUAAGGAACAAACUGAUGUAAAGAGAUGGAUUUUCAUAGUGUUUCCUAUUCUCACUGGACUGAUAUUUCAUUAUUCUGCGUACUUGACCAUUAUCUUCGUACUGAUUAUUUUAUAUUUGCUUCUACCGGAUAUAUUUCUUAUCAUGUCUAAGCAUUAUCUAGCAGCUGUUUUGAAACAAAUGGAGUAUUUCACUCAAGGAUAUCGUGUCAUUGUUCUCUUUUUACAAGACUUAAAUACUCGUCGUUAUUUUGGCCCAAAAAUUGUAGAUAAAGAAACAUUUCAACUUUUCCCUAUAAUAUAUCAUCAAACGCAUAGCUUCAUGCUGACGUAUAUCUUAGAGUUGAUUGAUUUCUGUGUCAAAUUGGACAGAUUGGUUGAAGAUAAUGCUGUCGAUGGAUGCUUGGAAAUUCCAUUUUCAGAACUUGUUCAGUUGAAGAUGGAGAUAGAAGAUAAAUUUAAAGAUUCAAAUAUCGAAAACUUGAAAAUGUUUGGUGAACUGUCGAAAAUUCUAACUUCCGACUUCUUGAUCAGAUUAUCAUCAAGCUUAUGUAAACCAACUUUGAAUGUGCCCUAUAUGUUUCGUCUAGAUAUAUUACUAUGGAAAUGGAAUUGUUUUCUAGCUGGAAUAACUAAUCAAUUCAAUAGGAUUAAUGAAUUGCACACAAUGAUUAUGAAUGGUAAACUAGUGAAUAUUAACAAGGAGUUUAUAAAUAAUUGUUCCUCAACUGAUAAUGAAAACAAAAAUUCUCAUUGCCCUGAAGCUCGAAUAACUUAUGAAAUAUUGUUACAUCUACUUGUCUCUGUGGAACAUGCAAACAAUUUAAAAUCUUAUGUUGAACAGAAUAGUGAAAUAUCACUUGUUUCAGAUGAACAAUUCUCUAAAUUAGUUAAUCUUGUACGUUGUCAACUGAAUGCCUCUAUGAUAUUUUUGAAUGAAUUGGAUCAUGUCCAUACAACAGAGAAUAAUGAUGAUAUGGUUUCGAAUAUGAAUUCAGAAACAACUGAUGGCGAAUUUUUAUAUUACCAAAACAAGAAUCCAUCAAGGGGAAAUGUUUUGAAAGCUGAAGAUCCAAUUGCAGAGGAUGAUGCAUUUGAAGAAAUCGCGGUUGGAGAUACCUCGGACAAUGCAUCCGACACAGAAUGUAAAACCAACGAAGAUAUGGAUCCUAUGCAGAAUCCAUCAUCUUUAAUGCAUAUCUCUGUAUUGAAAGAACUUAAAAAUGUUAUAUUACAUCGUCGAAUAAUUAUGCAAGAACGUGAAGAAUGUGCUUUAAGACGACGUCUACUGCAUACAGAUUUUCCUGAAAACAAGAAACAAUCUGUGCCUGUAAACAGCACUAAUCCAACUGCAGAAAGUGAGGUAAAAGUCCAACUUCCUUUGGAAAAUUCCCCUGUUAUAGAUCUGAACAGUUGUUCGAAUGAUGAUAAAAAACUUUCAGAAUUUUUCUCAACUUCACUGAAUAGUAGUAGUAAUUCAGUAUCACAAAAUUCAAAACACACUCAGCCAAUUCGUCGAGAUUUAAAAUCCAGUGUUCUCAAGCGGAAUAUGAUUUUCAAUAAGAUUUUAUCGCCUAAAGAUGAGAAUUAUCAAAGUCAAAAUUAUGCAAACCGAAUGCCUUUGACGAAUAAUAUCUUUCAAUCUGAAAACUCAUCUAAUGAUAUGCAUUGUAAUGAUAAUAAUAUUAAGAUCGUACAACGUUCUGCCUUAGCGAAUGCCUUAUUUGCCCAGCGUAAACUAUUAGGCCUUGCUGAUGAAGAUUGUUUUACAGGAUAAAUGUUUGAAGAAAUCACAUAGG
Trichobilharzia szidati is the source of this 2107-nucleotide messenger RNA. The record is from the annotation of a GenBank genome assembly. Lineage: Eukaryota; Metazoa; Platyhelminthes; Trematoda; Strigeidida; Schistosomatidae.